UUUCACCAGAUUGCUGAGACUUCUAGCGGCAGUUAGUUAAAUAAUAAUUAUCUAAUAGUCACGUCACAGAAGAGAUUAAUCUUUUACUCACAGUUUCUGCUUCCCUCCAUCAUGUGAUAAUACUAUCGUUUUAAUACAACCAGUUAAGUAUCAAUUGUGUCUUUCCCUUCAAUUGUAUCACUCUAUUCAUAUUGGAACCUAAUUAGCAGUGAUUAUCACAUUUUAUAAUAACUUAUUGACAAAAGUUGGUUUAUUUUCAAGCCAAAGGAAAUAUGAAUGCAGUUAAUCCAUCAAAGCGUCCAUCACCAGUGUCAAUUGACCCUUUGGAAUUUUUGGUUUGCAAAAUUUGUGAUAAAGGUGAUGUUGUUUUGAACUUGAAAAUUUGUGGAUGCCUUUUCUGUAUUUCUUGUGACGGUGACUCUCGAGAUAUAUGUAUCUCUUGCCAAUCUAACGUUUUUCCAGGCAUAAAGGUGUCAUUCACAAAGAAUCCAAGAUGCAAGUAUUAUGAACACAACAAGUGCUAUAAUAUUGCCGUAUACAAGUGUAAAUGUAUUCAAAACUUGCUCUGUGGGUCAUGCCUUGACUCCACUCACAAGAAAAAGGUGCGCGGACCAUGUGUUCCUGAAGUUUUGAGACCCAAAGUUACCACUAAUCAUGAAAUAUGUCAAUUGUGCAAAGAAUUUUAUGCCGGAUUUAGAAUGACUUCUGCACCUUAUACAAAAAUUUGCUUGAAUUGUAAAACAAAUAAUAAUGCUAGUAUUGACUUGGAAAUUAUCAAUGAAGAGCCAGUAAUGGGAUUGAAUCGAAAAUUGGAUUGGAAUCAGCUUUAUAGAGACUAUGAACGAUCUUGCGAAAAUAUGUCGAAUAAAAUUAAAAAGAUUGAAGAUGAAUUAAAAUUAAGCAGAUUAGUUCGUGAACAGGAGAUGCAAAAAUGUAGAGAUGCGUUAUCUGAAUUAAAAAAAUUUUUUGUCGAACGUAUUAAACAAUAUAAUCGGUACAUUGCUGGACUUGAAUCGCAACUUGAAAACUUCAAAAAGAUUUCAAAUAUUUUGAAGCCCGAUGGUACAAUUAAAACUAUUCUUGAUCAACUCAAAAAUGAAAAAUUGGCCUUACAUGGAGAACAAGGAAAAGAUCAAAUAAUUAAUUUGUUGAAAUCUUGUCCAGGAAAAGAAUUCACUGAUUCUAUCUAUAAUCAUACAUUCAAACUUGUUCAGAUAUUUGUUGCAGAAGAAGAUUCCAGGAGACGCUACGUUUCAUACAUUUCACGACCUUGUCCGGCAGAUUUUUUGAGUGCAAUUAUUUCUGCAGACGUCAGACCGAUCUAUUUAUCAGUCGUGAAACCAUCAAAAGUAAAUGAACGUUUGAAAUUGAGUGAAGAAAUCAAGAAGCAUCAAGAUAAAUGGGUACGCAAAGACCAUUUUGAUGUGAAUGACAUUGUGAUUGUAUCUUUUGGAUGUAAAGAUGGCACCAAAACAUUCAAAAGAGCUAAAAUCUUAAGCAAAGGGAAUGACGAUUCCACAGUCUUGCUCCUUGAUUUUGGCUUUCAAGCUAAAGUCCCAAAUAGCUCAGUUGGUGAAAUUAACGGAAUCAAAAUUAAUGGCAAACCAACUUGUUUUGUUGCUCAACUCAGCGAACCCGACGAACACAUUUUUUCAUGCAUGUAUAGUGGGUUAAAUAAGUUCGAUGGACUACCUAAGGCUAUGCAAAUAAUGUACAAGUGAAGACUUCUAUUAGACCUGCGAGUUUAACUUGGUCUCGCUUGCAUUUAGAACGAACGCAUUUUAUCUAUUGAAGCACAAAUACAGUAAAAAAUAGCACAGAUGCAAACGACGCUAAAAACGUCCAAUAAUGAACUUAUGUUACCUUGUAACUAUAAUUUGAAUUUAAAACCAAUGCACCGCAAGUUAUGCAUUGAAAAAGUACAACCUGUCAUCUAAAUAUUAAUAAACAAAUUAUUGUAUAAUAA
Tetranychus urticae (two-spotted spider mite) is the source of this 1966-nucleotide messenger RNA. RefSeq lists its product as uncharacterized. The record is from RefSeq and is a predicted model, not a curated record. NCBI's taxonomy places the organism in Eukaryota, Metazoa, Arthropoda, Arachnida, Trombidiformes, Tetranychidae.